Messenger RNA from Paramecium tetraurelia, 1350 nucleotides. RefSeq lists its product as uncharacterized. Gene Ontology annotation, biological process: mitotic DNA damage checkpoint signaling; protein phosphorylation. Lineage: Eukaryota; Ciliophora; Oligohymenophorea; Peniculida; Parameciidae. Gene Ontology annotation, molecular function: protein serine/threonine kinase activity; ATP binding. The transcript has 4 exons. Gene Ontology annotation, cellular component: cytoplasm; nucleus. The record is from RefSeq and is a predicted model, not a curated record.
AUGCAACAACAAAAAAAGUAAUAAACUGCGCAUCUCAAUCCUAUUCUGUGGUAACCUUUAGAGAAAUUAUAACUGACACUUUUGAGUCAACAUCUCAUAUAUUCUGGGAUUAUUUGGAUUAGAAGUGAGGAUCAACAAUUGCAUGAGGAAUAAGUUUCAUUAUAUGCUGAUAGAUUGCAAAUUCACUAAUUGUUUUGUAAUUUGACUUAAACAAUAAUACGAAAAAAUAUUCAAACAAUAAAGUUGGUAUAAGGGAAGAAUAGUACAGAGAUCUUUUUCAAUAGAAGUGCCGAUUUGGAGAAUUGGUUUAACAUGUUGAAAAGAUUUACGAUUCAGUUAAAUUUUAGUAAGGACUACAAAUUGAAUAAGAGAUUGGGAUACCAAGAUCCACAGACACAGAUUUAUCAGGCGAGAUGCUUUGCGAACAAUGUUAAUUAUACAGUGAAGGUCAUUCAAAAAAAUAACAAAUUCGAUCCUAAAUUAAUACAAUAGGAAAUUAAUAUCUUAAGAAGAAUCAAACAUAAGAAUAUCAUCAAUUUGGUGGAAGUAUAUGAAGAUCAAUAUACGAUAUUUUUGGUUUUCGAGAACUAUUUCGGCACUGAAAUGGUGUAUCGAUUUGAAGAUAUUUUAAAUAGUCAAGAACCACAAUAUGCAAGGAUUAUAUAUAAAUUAUUAGAAAUUUUGUCUUGCAUUCACUCUUUGGGAAUUAUUCAUGGAGACAUAAAAUUAGAGAACAUAUAUGUGAAAUCAGACAAUUUGGUGGACAUCUGUUUGGCCAAUUUCAAUUAAUCUGAGUUCAUAGAAAGGGUAAAUUUAAUUGAAAUUUAGAUUCUUAGUUACUAAUCGCCUGAGUUAUUGAAUGGGAAGCCUUACGAUCAGAGUGUCGACAUUUAUGCAGUGGGAAUUAUUUUUUAUUACUUCAUAUAUCAAGUGAUGCCAUUUAGUGAAUCGUAAGAACAUGCUUAGAACGACAAUAAAUCAGGCUAAAUAGAAUUUCCCCAAGUCAGAAACACCUCCUAUGCCAUUGAUUUAUUGAAAUAAAUGCUAUAAGUUGAACCAAAAUAGCGAAUCAAACCCAAUGUGGCAAUGAAUCAUGAAUGGUUCAUCAAAAUGAAGGUGCAAGAGAAGUUAUUCAAAUAAAAAAGUUUCAAAGACUUCACGCUUCCAACUAUUUUGGAAAAGUCAGACAUUUUUACUCAAUCUCCCGGCCAACAGCCUAAACGAGAAUGCAUUGGGGUUUUUGAGGAUGAGUUCUUAAUGGACAGUCUCUCUGAUAGAAUGGGAUUAUUAAAAAAUGCUUUUAAUCCUUCGAAGUUGAAUCAUGACAUUUUUUAAAAGAAAUAGAAAUGA